CCACACUUUAAAAUCAUUCGGCUAACGUAAAUUUAAUGACGGCGUAUAAAAUGUCAACUGGCUUCGUGAGAGUUGACAGCGAUUGCGCGCGCUUUGCUGUUGUCAUUGAAUGUUUUGUUUACGAUGCAGGAGAUCAACAAGUGAAUUCCACACCGCCAAUUAGCCACCUCAGGAUAGUCCUCCAGCAUGCUCAUUUGGCAAAAUGUAUGAGCCACAAAAAGAAUUGCCCACUCCCAGUGAUUUUCAUUUUCCAUUUCCUCCCUACGAAAUUCAACAACAAUUGAUGGUGGAGCUUUAUAAGGUGCUGGAAAAUAAAGAAAUUGGUAUAUUUGAAAGUCCAACAGGAACGGGCAAAUCAUUGACCCUUACAUGCGCUGCCCUUAAGUGGCUGGAAGAUCACGAGGCGUUGAUUAGGAAAGAGCUGCUGGAACGUUUGCAAAAAAUAACUAAAGAAGUUGAGAAGCUGGAAAAAGAACAAAAUGUGGCCACAGAUUGGAUUUUCAUGCACUCCAAGACAUCUGAACAAAAGCAGGAAUUGUUGGAGUUAAAGGGAAUAAAAAAGCUGCUGGAUGAAUAUGAAGAAAAAUUAAAUGUGAUUAAGGAAAAAAGAAAAACGCUCAAUCAAAAGAAAUCCAAUGGACAGAAAACCAAGAAAUCUACAAUUGUUGAUGGUGGCAGAGAAGAUAUUUUAGAUGAACAAAAUGUAGUUCUGGAGGAGGCAAAUAAUAGUGACGAAGAGCAAGAGGAGGAGGAAUUGGAGAAACCUGUAAAAUAUCGUGAUGUACAAAUAUUCUUUUGUAGUCGUACCCAUACCCAACUGGCUCAGGUUGUAAAUGAAAUUAAACGAACUGUGUAUGGAGAACGUGUGCGUUGUGUUUCGAUGGCCUCACGCCAACAAUUGUGUAUACAUAAAGAUCUGCGUAAAAUCAAUAAUACCGCCCUAAUUAAUGAACUUUGUUUGGAUAUGGCCAAAAACUCAAACAGCAAGGUCACAGCUUGUGAUGGUGAUGGCUGUGUCAAGAAAAAAUCCCGUGUGAAUAUGAAAUCCAUGGGAAAAUGUCCACACAAAUCUCAAACCCUUGUCCAGGAGUUGAGUGAGCUGUCUCUGGCUGAAAUUCUCGACAUUGAAGAUUUAGUAAGUGAAGGAGAGCAGCUGGAAGCAUGUCCAUAUUAUGCGGCAAGAAUGGCCACACAAAUCGGUCAAAUUGUUAUGUUACCCUAUCAGCUGCUAUUGCACAAACGUAGUCGGGAAUUGGCUGGCAUUGAUUUACGUGAUUCGAUAGUGAUCAUCGAUGAGGCACAUAAUCUGUUGGAUUGUAUAUCGGAUAUAUACAGCUGUGAAGUAACACUGGCCCAGCUACAGUCGGUGCAACACCAAAUUGUGGCCUAUAAAAUGAAAUAUGCCUCACGUUUCAAUUCGGCAAAUCUCUUGUCCAUUAAUCGUUUAAUUUUUGUUAUAAAAAGACUGGUAAAAAUACUCACAACUCCCAGCGUUGAUGCGACCACAGAUGUCAAUGAGAAAUCCAACAAAUUUCGUAUGCUCUGUACCUAUGAGCUAAUGUCCGAGGGAGAUUUUUUUAACAUAGACCUUUAUGAGCUGCUUAAAUUCUGUGAGAGAACAAGAUUUGCCCAAAAGUUACAGGGUUUUGCCAAAACUUUUACAAUGGAACCGAGGCCAAGUGAAAAUCAACCACCUCCUUCUGUGGGUGGUGGAAAAUCAUCAGCAGCUGUGGGUCUUCUCAAACGUUUACAACAGAAUCAUGAAGAAAAAUUAUCGAAAUCAAAUAAACAGAAAAAACAAGAUGAAGAUGCAAAAGUUUCCCCCAGCUUUGAGGAAAAUAAGCAGUCGUCAGCUAUGUUAAUAUCUUCCUUGAGACCGUUAUUGGCAUUUUUGGAAGCUCUCUGCGAAAAAGCUGAGGAUGGUCGUGUUCUUGUAAAUUCAGGUGAUGAAACGACCGCCUCAGGUAAAUAUGAUUCCCAGCCAAGUUUGAAAUACAUCCUUCUGCGUCCUGAGUCUCAUUUUCAAGAUGUUGUCAAAGAUGCAAGAGCGAUAAUUGUGGCCGGUGGAACUAUGCAGCCAACUAACGAACUAACCGAACAACUAUUUAGUUCCUGCCCAGAGCGGGUGAAACUACGUUUCUAUGAUCAUGUAGUACCUGAGGAUGCUGUCUUGCCAUUUGUCGUCACCAAGGGUCCAAGUGGUCGUAAUUUAUGUUUCAAUUUUACCCAAAGAUCAUCAACUGUUAUGUUAAACGAACUAUGUAGUGUCUUGGAAAACCUGUGUAAUGUUGUGCCCGCUGGCCUUGUGUGUUUCGUGCCGUCUUACGAUUAUUUAAACAGUGUCUAUGAACAGUUGCAAAAGACUGGUAUUCUACAAAGAAUCUCGAAUAAAAAACGCAUAUUUCGUGAACCACGCAGUGAUCCACAAAUUGGAGGUGCUGUUGAACAAAAUGUAGAGCAAAUAUUGGCCGACUAUAGUCGUGUCAUUAAACAUCAACAGGGUGCAUUACUUUUAAGUGUGGUGGGUGGCAAAUUGAGUGAAGGUCUUAAUUUUGCCGAUGAUUUGGGUCGUGGCGUCAUUGUUGUCGGCCUGCCAUAUCCGUAUUGCAACUCACCGGAAAUCCAAGAACGUAUGUCUUAUUUGGAUAAAACUCUCGGUGCUGGUUCGGGUGCGGAAUAUUAUGAGAAUUUGUGCAUGAAAGCUGUAAAUCAAUGUAUUGGUCGUUCGGUACGUCAUAUAAGAGAUUAUGCCUGUGUCUAUUUGCUGGACGAAAGAUAUGCACGUGAUAACAUCCAACGAAAAUUGCCACAAUGGAUUUCACGUCAUCUGCAGGUGGCUACCACAUAUGGUAAAGUUCAAGGUGGAACAGUAAAAUUUUUUAAGCAAAAGAAAUUGAAGGUCAAUGGAAAUGAGUGAAGCAACUGUUGCUUUUGAAAUCGUCUUCAAACACACCCAUACACACCCAUUACAUAUGUGGUAAAGUUCAAUGUGGAAAAGGUAAAUUCCAAUAAACAAAUUACAUUAAUACCCGAUGGAGAUGUGCGUAUGUUUUUAAUUGUUUUUACCCCGUCAUCACGCUGUUUUUCUUUUUAAUUAUAAUUCUCGAAUUUAUUAUACGUUGUUUUAGUUUAGUUUUUUAUAAUUCACUUUUUCCAAUUUGCAUUUUUAUCAAGUAUUAUUGCAUUUUUGUGUGUAUUGUAUUGUC
This is a messenger RNA of Musca domestica (house fly), 3206 nucleotides long. RefSeq names its product ATP-dependent DNA helicase DDX11. Gene Ontology annotation, biological process: establishment of sister chromatid cohesion; nucleobase-containing compound metabolic process. Lineage: Eukaryota; Metazoa; Arthropoda; Insecta; Diptera; Muscidae. The record is from RefSeq and is a predicted model, not a curated record. Bases 203 to 2917 code for a protein of 904 amino acids. Gene Ontology annotation, molecular function: DNA helicase activity; ATP binding; hydrolase activity, acting on acid anhydrides, in phosphorus-containing anhydrides. The transcript is spliced from 3 exons. Gene Ontology annotation, cellular component: nucleus.